CACACAUACACACACACACACGCGCACACACACACACACACACACACACACACUGAGGGGUGUGUCAUAGCAAUUUAGUUCCUUAAGGAAGUAAAACUCAACAUUAUCUUAAGACAGGGUGGUGAGCACUGACAGAAGCACUCCAGGAGGGCUGAUUUUAUGGCUUUGGGUACUUCUCUUGGUGGAGAUGAAGGUAUCCUGUUAAAUUAACCUGCCUGUGCUGUCAAAGUGAUACACAGAGCGGAGGGAGCGCGACAUCUGACACACACAAGGAGGGAGGGGGACUCAGCAAACACUCAGUCUGUGCAGACUAAAUGUGUUAUUGGUGGCAAUGAGCAAAGGCAGCCUCAGUGAAGGAAUGACUGGAAACUGAGUGACUUCUCUCCACUUCCCCAUCUUGAGCACAAGUUGAGAGAUCUUUUUGUUCACAGUCAUGCUGCAACAAGUUACACUGACAGGCACAUAUGUUGAGCUUAUGUUUUUGUUUGCACAGGCUGAGAGUAAAAUCAGUAGACUUUGGCAUCUCAACUGGUCAACGUUGAUUUGCUGAAGGUUAAAAGAUACUACUAAAGACGACAGGUUUCAGCGUCAAACUGGAGCUGAGGCAAUCAUGGAAGCAUUCAGUUCCAAGGAUUUGGCCAUAAAGGCACAGAAGAAGAUCCUCAGCAGCAUGGCCAACAAAAGCACCGUGCAAAGAUUCAUAGACGACACCACUAGUGAAAUACUGGAUGAACUGUAUCGGGUUUCCAAGGAGUACACAGGAAAUAAAGCAGUAGCUCAGAAGGUCAUUAAAAACCUGAUCAAGAUCGCUGUCAAGAUCGGGGUGCUGUACAGGAACAACUGUUUCAGCAAAGAGGAACUGAAACUAGCCCAGGAAUUUAAGAAAAAGCUCCAUACAGGAGCCAUGACGGCUAUCAGCUUCUAUGAGGUGGACUUUACCUUUGAUAAGAUGGUGAUGUCAGAAAACUUGACAGAGUGCAGGGAUCUUCUGCUAAAACUGGUCAACACCCACCUCACCCCGAAAUCUCACGGUCGCAUCAACCACGUCUUCAACCAUUACGCCGAACCUGAGCUUCUGACCAAAUUGUAUGACCCAAGCGGACCCUUCAGACCCAACCUCACUAAAAUCUGUAAAGGACUCAACAAACUGGUAGAGGACGGGACAAUAUGACGUGUGAGGAACAUGCUUGCAACACUCACUGGGAGAUAAACAGGAAAACACACUUAAGACUCUGGACCGCUGGAUGAAAUUUGUAUUACUGCUGCUGAGGACAACUUAAGAAGACUGAUUCGAAAACAAAUCUGGUUACCCUUAGCUUUUAAAGAACAUAUUUGAUAAGGGCAAAGGUUAUGUCUCAAUUUUAUAAUGUACAGAAGGGACUGCACAUCCUGUGUAAGUAAAGUUCAUAAAAAAACUUAAAUUUCAGCAGAUUUAAACUAUAUGUCUAAAAUGUUUUAUAUGUGAGACUGUACUUUGUUACUGAGACCUAAGGGCUGUGUACAUGUAAAGGAAGAAUGAAACAGCAGCUGAAAAAUCUUGCCAAUCUUAAAAAGAAAAUGUCACUGUACUGCAACACUGCCAUCAGGUGGUUUACAUGUGAUGCUACAGUAACAGUGCACUGUUUACUGAAAUAUGGAGAUUACAAUUCAAGUAAUAAAAAGGGAAAUAACCACAUAAGUAUUA
Girardinichthys multiradiatus is the source of this 1684-nucleotide messenger RNA. It is a transcript of the gene tnfaip8l2b, whose product is annotated as tumor necrosis factor, alpha-induced protein 8-like 2b. Gene Ontology annotation, biological process: regulation of apoptotic process. Lineage: Eukaryota; Metazoa; Chordata; Actinopteri; Cyprinodontiformes; Goodeidae. Gene Ontology annotation, cellular component: cytoplasm. The transcript has 4 exons. The record is from RefSeq and is a predicted model, not a curated record. The coding region runs from base 611 to 1171 and encodes 186 amino acids.